Molecule: messenger RNA, 1743 nt
Organism: Coprinopsis cinerea okayama7#130
Lineage: Eukaryota; Fungi; Basidiomycota; Agaricomycetes; Agaricales; Psathyrellaceae
Exons: 6
Coding region: 1-1743 (580 amino acids)
Source: RefSeq, a predicted model, not a curated record
AUGCGGAAGAAGCUUACCCCGUUCCAGAAGCUCGUCAAUGAUGUUCGAACUACUGGGGAUCCCCGCAAGAUGAUGGACCUCCACGCGCAAAUCACACCUCAGAACUGUAGUCCACCAGUCCUCGAGGCUCUUCUCGUGCAUACGGGGGUCCCCAUUACGAAAUUCGACUGUUCUAUUACCGAAGCAGUCCCUUACCAGCGAGCCUCAUUUAUUCUUCUCGCCCUCGAGAAGGUAGCCAUGUCGUGUCCUCGAUCCCCCACUCUCAUGUCGGCGACUACCACGGCGCUCUUCAACCACAUUGAAGACCUCAUCAUUACCAUGCUCUCUCUUGUCCAAGUCUCUUACAAUUCGUUCGCUGGAACGGGACUUGGGACUCGCGUUUUCGAGGCGAAUUUGCAGACAGUCUGCAACCUCGUGGAUUGGAUGAUCGAACGUGACACCAGGCUUGCGGAAGCGCUGUACACUUCAGCGAGCGCUGGAAGGAUGCUUCUGACUAUGUGGUCUACGCCCAGACCUGAUAGACCAGAUGAAUUCUUCAUCGACUUCUUACACCCUGACGUCGUGAAGGUGAUGCGACUAUACCUCUCAAAUGACGAGGGUCGCUCCACCAUUUACGACCUCCUCUUCUCGUGCUCUCAAGAUCUUCACGGUUUCUCACAGGCACUUGCUUGCAGGAUGGAAAUGAUGGGGGACUAUUGCUCAGCAGCCGAGUCAUGGCCACCUACGGAAACGACUCAGCAUUGGAAGCAUAUGACCCUCAUCACAUCCACCGUGUCCCAAAACGCAACAAUCCGGCGUUCUUUGCGCCAGUUCGACUACCUCAGAGUCGCAUCCUCAUCUCUCUCAGUGGCGUUUGGAGAGUCUGGCUCACCUCUUCUGUUGCCCCUAACCGCUUCCCUCAUGGCGGUUGCCGAAGACGCCUGGGGCUACCCAUCUCACUCAAUGUCGAGAGUUCUCCAACCAGAGCUUGUCACUUCUUUGCUCUGUUGUUUUCUCUCUAUUACCAAUCGACACGACAAGUUCAUGUUCCCAGCAAGGUCCAUCAUAGCUGACCUCCGUCGUUACUCGUUCUACCCUCGUGCCAUGGAGGCAUUCGAGCGUGGACUGGACGAUCUACCCGUCCCAAUGCGGAAAUUGUUUGGAAACUCGAAAUGUCCUCUGGGAAUCGAGUGCCGUGGUAUUCUUGCAGCGCAAACAUUCCAUUUGAGGUCAGGAAUUGAGGAUCACCCGGUGGAGAAACCGGUACUCUGUGACAAUUCCAACCAUCUUUCCACGAGGGUUUCGCGGAAAAGAGGUCCCAUCAAGUCAUGCUCGCGUUGCCGCACUGUCGUUUACUGCAGCGUUGCUUGUCACAAGGAAGACUGGGGGCGCAGGCACCAAAACGAAUGCAAUGAAAUGAGAAACGAGUACAUCGUUUUUGACAACAGCGAUCUUGACGAUGUUGACCAGGGGAACUUCGAGCUCCCCGCGGAAACUUACGAAAAGAACCGAAGUCGUUCUCAAUGUUCGGCGUUGGAACGGAGGGUGGACGAGAUGGUCAACAGCUGCAAAGGCGAGGAUUCUCGAAUGACCCUCGUUGAAAUAGGAAUCGCGAACGGAAUGAAUACCGUCGUAUCUCUCGUCGUUCAACUGGAGAAAAUCGAAAAUGGGGUUGGUCCCGGAGUUGGUCAGUGCUGGAGACCCGUUCAGAGUGUCUCCCGUAUUAUACAUACCAAAAAUGGACUAUAUCCACCCUCCGAUUAA